AGCGAACUAAGACGACUAAAACCAGGUAGUUAGCAACCUUUAGUGCGUUAAUCCCGGUCUCUCACCACCAAAAACUACAGCCUGAGCCUCACAAGUCUUCUUCAUCUUCCGCCGCCUCCUCCUCUUCCUCUUUUUCUCAGAAACCAAUUUCCUUGUGCGUUUGUUGUCUUGGGUUUGUACGUCUCUGCAAUAAUAUCUCUAUCUCGCCAUAAAGAACCUGGAUUGUCCUCUCGUCAUCUCAAAUCCGGUGCUUUGAAAGCUAUUCGACAAUCCUGGGACCAAUCAACCCCACCACAUCCCAGUCCUCCGGAUCCCUCUGUGGACUCUCAAUAUCCAGUCGCCCGCCAACAUGUUUACUCUCUCCAGUGUUUGCAAUGUUGCAUUAUUGUCUCUACCUUUAAUUUCGUGCGUCCUAUCGCACCCGACUGCAGAGACUACUGAAGGUGUGGCCUCAAUACUGACCAGUGUUGAUGCCACAAAGCAAGCUUUCCAAGACUUGUUGAACGAUCUGCCAGAAGAAAGUCUGCUUGCUGCAGUUCAGAACCGUUUCUAUCCCAAAUUCAAGGAUGGCAGCUUCGAGCUCAGCCGUGAGGCCAUGGAGAGUGUUCAUCACGAGAACCCGCCUCUCGCUACUCAGGUCAUGUCAGCAGCCUUGAGAUUGGAAUUGGUCAAGAGACAAGGCGGUGGAAACCAGACUGCUACGAGUGACACCGCCUCCGUCGCAACUUCAGCUCCCGAGGACACUCCAUCCGUUGCCGAUACUCCUACACCCACUCCCACGCCUACACCCACAAGCGAGCGAAACACACCCUCAGCUACUCCCACUGCCGAAACCAGCGAGAUGCGGACUUCUCCAAGCAGUGAGGCUCCACCACCAACCUCAGCACAAUCAUCUGCAGCUCCAACGUCGGAUCCUACCAUUAUUGUGCCCGUCACUCGCACCAACUCCGCUGGCAACACCUUCAUAAGCUCCAUACUCCAGCCGGGCGGUGUAGUCACCACGACCAACUCUCAAGGCUCACAAGUCGUUAUGACUACUCCCAGACCAACCACUCCUCGCGCCGUCACCAUGACCGACGAGCAAGGCUCUACUUUCGUGACAACAAUCACCCCUUCUGGACGUCUCAUCACCUCUCUUGUCACUCUCACCCAAGCCAACGCUCAAGGAACGGUCGAAGUUAUCACCAGCAUCGAGAUUAUCGAAGCUACUGAUGCCAGUCCGGAGCCCACUGGCUCUGAAGUGAGUGAGCCUGAGCCUUCCGCGAGUCUACAAUCAGAAGGCGGAGGAUACGCCUGGGUCGCCAACCCAACCGCCCUGGCAGCAGGGGUCGUAGGUGUCGCCGCGCUCAUGCUAUAAACCACGCCGCACACCACGCCACGCUUGUGGAUUCUUGUACAAAUUUACUUAAAAAGCUACUCAGCUGUCUGAAGAACAGACAUGGCCUGCAGAAAGGUUUAGCAUUGCAUACAGAUCGCUUAGCGUCACGACUCUCCUUUUUGUCUCCAUGACACGACUUUCCUUUUUGGUCUGCAUGACACGUCUCUCCUUUAACGUACAUC
Messenger RNA from Pseudovirgaria hyperparasitica, 1560 nucleotides. RefSeq lists its product as uncharacterized. The coding region runs from base 350 to 1357 and encodes 335 amino acids. The record is from RefSeq and is a predicted model, not a curated record. The transcript has a single exon. Lineage: Eukaryota; Fungi; Ascomycota; Dothideomycetes; Acrospermales; Acrospermaceae.